Coffea arabica (coffee) is the source of this 2527-nucleotide messenger RNA. RefSeq names its product metacaspase-1. Gene Ontology annotation, molecular function: cysteine-type endopeptidase activity. Lineage: Eukaryota; Viridiplantae; Streptophyta; Magnoliopsida; Gentianales; Rubiaceae. Gene Ontology annotation, cellular component: cytoplasm. The record is from RefSeq and is a predicted model, not a curated record. Gene Ontology annotation, biological process: proteolysis.
GAACGUUUCGGUCGCGGUAUCGUCUCGGACUAGGCCGAGACGGCCGAGUCGUCUCGGUCUCGGCCGAGUCUUCGAACCAUGGUUGGAACUAGGAACCCGAGUUUAGGCAGAGUGGUGAACGAACACCACCCUUUCCUGGUCUUUUGGCCACUUUCCCUCCAAUUCUGCCUUAGCAGUAAACAGAAACAUCUGCAUUGCCUUGCUUAUUUACGAAGGGACUUUGGUCAUUUCAAAGAUGCUUUUUACAUUAUUUUGACGGUCUCUGUUGCGUUGGCUUGUUGUUCAAAGUAGUUAUUGGAACGCGCAUGGGUUGGGACUAUUGCAGGGCAAGCAACUAUAGUUUUAUAUGCUUCCAUGGGUUGGGAAUAUUGCAGGGUAAGUAGUUAUGGUUUCUAUACUUCUAUUCCAAGCCUCCAAGAGCUGAUGAUGGACGUCCAUGGCUGGGGUGGGAAUUUUUAAAGUGGAUGGAUUCGGUAUCGUCCCUUCAGUGCGUAGUUGGCUGGGCAUCUGAUUCUUCGAAUCUCAUUUGAAGAUAACAAGCAUUUGUUAAAGUUCUGAACACUUAUAUCACGCUUAGAAUAAAGGGUUAAAAAAAACAGAGAAGAAGUUGCCCUUCUUGACAGCUGUGUACUUGACAGAACUUUUGUUUCAGCUUAGUCUCCUCUUGCGACUUCUACAACAUGAGUUCUUACGUACGACUUACAAUUUGGUAUCUCGCGGCUAAACAGUGUUUUCAAGUUCACAUCUUGUAAACAGUCAAAUUGCCUGAAUAAUUAAUUUACGCAAGGGCGGAAUAGCUUUGAGUUCUACAAUAUUUACCGUGAAACGUCUUUUAGAGUUUAGCUCCUUUUCUAUUUUUGGGUAAGAAAGAGUUUAGCUCCUUAUAUUUGCAAUUAGAUCAAUAAUUUGCAUGCAUGAAAAUCUUAUCAUAUCCACCCAUCACUGUCCCUCCUAAAUCUUGAACCAGGUCUUUUAAGGAAUAUCUUAUUCCUCUAAUCAAAUGGCGGGUUACCAUUGUAAUUGGUAGCAGGGUUACUCAAAUCAUACAUGUCACUGCAAAAGUUGUCAAUCUUUGAAUCAUACAAAAGUUGACAGUUACUGGUAUGGAUACUGUUACUUGUAAAACAUGCCAUCGAAUAUCAUCAGCAACUAAACAUACGACCAAAAUCCGAUGCCAUGGAUGCCAGGGAACUAUUUUGAUUGGCAAUAGUCAAGUAUCGGUUCCGUUGGACAUGAGCAAAUGGCCGAGCCAUGAUCAAGAUAACAUCAUGACUGAACGAAAAGGGUUCCGUUAUUUCUGUAAGAAAAUCUCAGGUAUCAGUCCAAGAAGUUCUCCCAGCUUUAGCCAAUUUCCUACUGCAAGACUAUCAGAUACACCACCAAGAGGGAAGCGAGCACUACUUUGUGGAGUAUCUUACAAUCAGAAUAAGAAAUUGAAGCUCAGAGGAACAACACCAGAUGUAAUGAACAUGGCAAAACUGCUCGUUCAGCAAUUUGGUUUCCCAACUAAUGCUAUCCUUGUCCUAGGAGGUAUUGCCGAUUUUACGUCAUAUGAGACUCCAACAAGGAUGAAUAUUAUACGGGCCUUUGACUGGCUGGUGAAAGACUCGCAAUCAGGGGAUUCUUUGGUGUUCUAUUUCUCGGGGCAUGGCGUACGACAACUUGAUCAUGACGGCGAUGAGAUCGAUGGUUUUGAUGAAGCAAUCUGUCCUCUUGAUUUUGAGACUGCAGGAAUCAUAAUCGAUAAUGAAAUCAAUAAAAUGAUUGUUGAACCGCUUAAACAAGGCGUCACACUUCACGCUAUAAUUGAUGCUUGUCACAGUGGAACUGUUCUUGAUCUGCCGCGAGUGUACGACCAUAACAGGGGGAGAUGGAAAGAUAAUUAUCCUGCAUCAGGUGCUUAUAAAGGUACAAGUGGAGGGAAGGCCAUCUGUUUCAGUGCUUGUGAGGACUAUCAACAAGCUUCAGAUACCUCUGCUUUCUCUCCGGAGAUGGCUGGUGCCAUGACAUUCACAUUUAUAAAAGCAGUCGUGGAGAACAAAGAAAUAACAUACCAUGGAAUUCUCGAUUUUAUGCACAAUGCCAUCGAAAACGCCAAUAAAUCUCAAAGAGGAUGCGGAAUGCUGAACCGGAUGUUUUACCCGAAGAUGCUACAGGAUCCAAUGCUAUCAUCUUCCGAAUCAUUCAACGUUAACUCCUCAUUCAACCUCUAAGCAAUGGUGAAGCAUGAAAGUUCAUUUUUUGGCGCAAUAAUGCAAGUCAUUGCAGAUGUAAUUCUCCCUGGUUAUGUUGUAUUUGUACGAAUAACUCAGGAAAAGUGCAAAUGUUACGAUACCCAGCAAUAUGUCAGAAGGGCAACCACUUGGAAAAGUUCAAUUUAUACUGUAAUAGUUGGACUGUGAAACGAACAAAUACUUUGCGUAUACCGAAAAUGUUAAAUAAUCUGCCAGAAUGAAAAGCUUAUGCUAUUAGAAAGAAGGCGGUGAAUCCAAUUCCCAUUACGGAUGCUGGAGGAUGCCUCUUCAGG